AUGUCGCCUACAAACCAAAACACAACCCCUUCCUCAGGCUCAGGCUCAGGUAUAGCCACAGCCAUGCGUCCUAUGCCUAUAAUCCGCAGCAGGACAGGCUGCUUUACCUGUAGGAAGCGCAAGAAGAAGUGUGACGAGAGUAAACCUAUCUGCAGCGGUUGCAAACGCAAUAAACUCGACUGUAUCUGGCCAGAUCCUGCUGCUUCUGCCCCUAGUAAUUCGUCAUCAACUUCAUCUGCCAAGGUAGCAGCAGCAGUAUCCCGGUCAUCACGACCCUCAUUUGGUGCUUCCUCAACAGGCUCUCAAACAAGCAUUUCCUCUUCACUACGCCGCAGUCAGGACCGUGAUCAUGAAUAUGACCAAGGUCAAGGUCGUGACCCGCACUCGGCCACUGACCCCGUGCUACCGGACUCGGCGCCGGACCAAGACCGAGCUUUUGCUGAUAACCCCGGCAUCGUUAUUCCCCAUAAUGGCGACAGUUCUCCGGUGUCUGGGGAUACUCACAUGAUCGAUGCUCAUGAUACUCAAGUGGAUGAUGAUGAUCAUGAUGCUGAGACUGUCGUUAACGAUAACGCUGAUCACCAGCCUUCACACUCACCGUCGUCAUCAGCUUCAUCAGAAUCUCCAACGGCUAUAACGACAUAUGAUCCAGAUACUGCCAAUGCCAUCACUCUCGCGUUGCCGCCUUCUCCAGAGGGAGGACUGCCACUCAAUGGAGUCAUCACUAUGCCAAUGUCGAUGCUGCCAGAGCAGGGACAUCAUUCAUAUGAGCUGCUGAGUUACUACCUGGAUCGAACAGCCAAUAGUAUGGGCAAUGGCUCUACAGAUGUGAAUCCCUUCAUAUCAAAACUCAUACCGCUGGCCUUCUCAAAACCGCUCGUGCUACAACUCAUCCUCGCGCAAAGCGCUGCUCACCGCCAGGCGUCAGCAGAACGUCAUCCAAGUGAUGAGAUUGCACAGAGAUACUAUACAGACUCAUUACGGAUGUUCAGGAAUGUGGUCGAUGAAUAUGUGUCUGGCAAUGCUGAGAACACACUUGUAUUGACUGUCGGGAGUUUAAUUAUGUGCUUGACUGAGGUUGCUAAAGGCGAUAUUCAUGGAGCACAAAACCAUUUAUACGACGAUUUACCCGACUUUCUCAUCGAGUAUUACAUGCACAUAGCAGCCACAAGCAUGAUCUCGAUAGACCCGCAGUACAACUCUCAAUCACUACUCAGCCCGGAUAUAGAAAUCUUCCAUCUGGGACAGGUCAUGUCGUCGCCGACGGUAGACAGCGCUAUAUCGCCAAGUCCUGAUAACAUUGUCAACUUUGCGUUUCUGCAAUCUCAAGUAAUGGCUUUCUAUCCAGACCCCUCAGUCACACCAUAUACGCGUCUUGCAGGAUUAGUCUGGAAACAAGCUGCCCUCUUAUAUCUCUGGACAGUCCUGGGCAAACCACAUCAACAACCAGAAGGAAGCUUCCAACGCGCCCUGGUCGAAUCCGCAGUCGCCGAAGCAGUAACACUCCUCGAUCAAUUCCCUGCCACACACAUCCGACCCCUCAGUCCAGCAAGUUUUGAGGACGCGACUGCAGACGAUGCUGGAUACCAUCGGUCUUGGAAAUAUGAAGCAGACGUUGGUGCUGUUGGAACAUAUUUGGGAGCAGCCGCCUGA
Fusarium coffeatum is the source of this 1653-nucleotide messenger RNA. RefSeq lists its product as uncharacterized. The record is from RefSeq and is a predicted model, not a curated record. Gene Ontology annotation, molecular function: zinc ion binding; DNA-binding transcription factor activity, RNA polymerase II-specific. Gene Ontology annotation, biological process: regulation of transcription by RNA polymerase II. The transcript has 6 exons. The coding region runs from base 1 to 1653 and encodes 550 amino acids. Lineage: Eukaryota; Fungi; Ascomycota; Sordariomycetes; Hypocreales; Nectriaceae.